UGGACCCAGCGCGACCCAUGUUCGAGCUGCCCCCCAUGCCGGACCACUUCAAGCUGGACCGCUCCGACGCCGUGUUCGUGGACGUGAUCCACACGUGCAGCGGCGUGCUGGGGGCGGAGGCGCCGCUCGGCCAUGCUGACUUCUACCCCAACAGCGGGUUCGCGCCACAGCCCGGCUGCGACGGCAUACAGGCCAUGUUCGCGUGCAGCCACGGGCGCUCGCACUUCCUGUUCUCGGAGUCCAUCAACAGUCGGCGCGGCUUCCCGGCGCUGCGCUGCGGCAGCUGGGCCGACUACUCCGGCCACCGCUGCCAGCUGCAGGCGGCCUUCAUGGGCGAGGGCGCCGACCCCGCCCAGACCGGCUCCUUCUACUUGACCACCAACGCCGUCGCGCCUUUCGGGAGAGCCCUAGAGAUCAAUUAAACAGCUUCGUGGUUCGUGACCGCUUUGU
Molecule: messenger RNA, 450 nt
Organism: Plutella xylostella (diamondback moth)
Lineage: Eukaryota; Metazoa; Arthropoda; Insecta; Lepidoptera; Plutellidae
Source: RefSeq, a predicted model, not a curated record